UAAAAGAGGGCUCCGCCGUGAAGUUUUCACCCAUUGAAAAUAUUCCGUCAAAAUGUCCAAGUUGAUCAUUCUCGCCGCAACACUGCUGUUGUGUAUCGUCAUAGCAGAGGCUGCAAAGUUUUACCGGGUGGACAAGUACAAGCUGUGUGACGAUGUCACGGAUAGUGCGGCCAAGUUUAGUGAUUUUCACGUUGUUGGAAAAUCCCAAGCCAUUUCCAUCUCUGGAACGAUGGAGGUGACCCGAAUGGCAAAGAUGCCGUUGCAGUUUCACCUGAUGGUGAAUCGCUGCGAUGUUGACCAAAGCAACUGCGAGCAUUUCGAUACAAUUGUGUUUGAAGACGUUUGCGCCAUGUACAAUGAAAGUCACCUCAUGAAGGCCCACAUGGCGUUCUUUUCGCCACCUCUAACCUGUCCGUUAAAUGUUGGAAAGUACACCUCCAAGGACGGUCUCAUGGACAUGAAGAUGUUUGAGAUAUUCCCCAUCGGGAACGCCCACUGGCAGGCGGAAAUGAGACUGAUCGAUGCUGCGAACAAAACCGCAACCUGUGUCUGGUCGGAGGUGACCAUUCUGGAGAAGGACAUGUAACAGGAGCAUUC
Culex pipiens pallens (northern house mosquito) is the source of this 597-nucleotide messenger RNA. RefSeq lists its product as uncharacterized. Lineage: Eukaryota; Metazoa; Arthropoda; Insecta; Diptera; Culicidae. The coding region runs from base 53 to 586 and encodes 177 amino acids. The transcript is spliced from 3 exons. The record is from RefSeq and is a predicted model, not a curated record.